This is a messenger RNA of Cheilinus undulatus (humphead wrasse), 1055 nucleotides long. Its product is annotated as A-kinase anchor protein 11. The transcript has 2 exons. Gene Ontology annotation, biological process: intracellular protein localization. The coding region runs from base 47 to 925 and encodes 292 amino acids. Gene Ontology annotation, molecular function: protein kinase A binding. Lineage: Eukaryota; Metazoa; Chordata; Actinopteri; Labriformes; Labridae. The record is from RefSeq and is a predicted model, not a curated record. Gene Ontology annotation, cellular component: cytoplasm.
UUUCCGUUCAAAGUCAUUCGCAGUGAAGACACCCAACUGGGAGCCAAUGCAGGAAGUGAGUGCAGAUCCAAGGGUGCCAAAGGGUGAUCACGGAAACUUUGGCAGAUCUGAAAGCCCCAAGACAAGCCACCAAAACAAUGCGGUUCUUGAGAAGUUUGCCCAAAAUAUGACUAAGAGCAUAAUCCAGUCGUUUCUGAGCCAAAUGGAAAUGGUGGAGCCUGAGGGGAUGGCCAGAUUUAAUCAGAACCAGGAGAUGUUAGCUGAAGAGUUAGCAUCAUCUGUGGUUCAGGAAGCCCUGAGGGAAGUCUGUGGAGAUCAGAAUAUUUUGGAGAAAAUGGAAUCAGAUGAAGAUGGCAGACAGGCCACAUUUUUGGACCAAUCUAAGAACAAAUUUUUGGAAAAUGACCCAAAGAUAGAUCCAAACAAAGAGUUCCAGACCUCCGAAGGCAUCCAACCCCACAAUCCAUCAUUUUCCCAGUCAGGUCUCCCACUUUUGGGAUCAAUUGACUACCCCGAUGCCCCUCCAACAACACCCCUCCUCCCCGAGCUUGAGAGAAGCAGAUACAGUUUUGCUAAGAAGCUGAAAGGAGGUUUGGCAAAGGUUUUCAUGCCAUCACCUCCCCCGCCAACCCCGAAGGAGGAAGAAGACGGUGCCAACAAUGACCCCCGGGUGGAGCUAAUGGAACAGUUGAUGCAGUCGUUGUCCACAGAUGAUUUGGCGAGAGAGUAUUUGGAAGUUGGCGGUGACCAUGGAGCCAGGAUUGAGGCUUAUGCAGAGGCUCUUUCUUGUGGCAUCCUAGACUCAGUCUUGUAUUUAAAAAACAGAGAUCAGAUCACAGAAAAUAAUGAUCUCCAUCUACUAGCCCACCAACUAGCUGAAACCAUCAUUGCCUCUUCACUUGACGAGGUCAGAAUGAUUGUCUAGGGUAUGACAGGAAUAACUGACCAUAUUUAAAUGGAACCAAUUUCUUCUGAUGCCAACCAACCAUUUCCAGCUUUGUUUGUAUGCAGAUGAUUGUGCUUUUUGUUGUGUCCAAUAAAUAGUUCUCAAUUUU